This is a messenger RNA of Trichobilharzia regenti, 1358 nucleotides long. The record is from the annotation of a GenBank genome assembly. NCBI's taxonomy places the organism in Eukaryota, Metazoa, Platyhelminthes, Trematoda, Strigeidida, Schistosomatidae.
AUGGAGCUAAGUAACCUGGGAAAAUUUCCUCUUAAUGGUUCUCCGCGGGAGAUUGCUGAUUAUUUGGAAUGCUUUGAUGCGUGGUGCAUUUCCAAGAAUGUUCGGGAUGAUAAAAUACCUGCUCAUUUCAUCACCGCUAUUGGUCUUGAUGCAUAUAGCCUGGUGAAGAAUCUGGCGUUUCCAGAUAAACCCAUUUCUAUGUCAUAUGCUAAGCUCCGUGAACUUCUUAUAGAUCACUUCCAUGUAACUACUUUUGAGACCAGAGAGAGGGCUCACUUCAACAAACUGGUACGUUCUCCCAAUCAGAAGAUUAGAGACUUCAUUCUUCAACUUCAAAUUCAAGCCUCAAAGUGUAAUUUUGGAGAUCAGCUGCAUACACAACUACGUGAUCGUCUAAUUGCUGGAAUCAAUAUUCCUAAAUUAGAGAAAGAGUUAAUUCAGAUUCCUUCUUGUACGUUUCAAACUGCUAAAGAUGUAUGUAUUACAUAUGAAGAUGUCAAUAAUGAAUACUCUGCUCCCACUACGUCAGUGUCUGAUGUUAUGCUUUCUAAAGUCGAAAAUACAAGUGUUCAUGGAAAGAAAUCCAAACUGCCGUCCACAGGUAAUAGAAUGCAGCGAGAGAUCAAAAACAUUAAACCGUGUUUAUCCUGUGGAAAGUUACAUCUACGAAGCACUUGCCGUUUUCGGAGUGCUAAGUGCUAUAAAUGUGGUAAAGUUGGACACAUCAAGACGGUUUGCAGAAGUUCGAGUACUUAUGUUGCUCAACAUUCUUAUAAUUCUCCCAAGCUGUCUAGUAAAAUGGAGUCUAUGUGUCUUUCAACUUUUCAAAAUACUCAAGCUAAUCCAACGAAAACCUCCACUGCAAGUUCAGCAACGCAAGUAUCAACUGUAUUCAAAAAUGAGGUAGCUAAGUUGCAAUGUGAACUGUCGAAAACACGAAAAGACCUGAAUGAGAUGAGAGAGCAACUGAAUAAAAUUGAGGAAUUACUGCAUAUGCAUAGACUACGUCUGGUGAAUCCAGAGCAUACAAGUUCUUGUGAAAGUCCUGCAAAACUAUUCAAAUCUCGAAUUCUCAAAAAGCAUCUGAUGUCCACUACUUCUAAUGUACAUUAUUACAAAGAUAAUAACUACAGACCUUCUGUUGGAAUUAUACUACAAAAAAUGGGAAAUCGAGUGGUGAAGAUAUUAGACAUCAAAGAUCACUCAGUUCAUAACGGACACCUGGACAAAGUGACAAUAAAUGAAGUAGGUCGUUCCAAUUAUAAUAUUAUUGAUUCCGCUAAUAAUCCUGAUUUUGUAGAUAAUUCAGAAAUAAGUCCAGAUAAUACUGAUGAAAAUAAUAUCACAGAAUCAGUUAG